CCGUGACGUGCUCGAUCUGCCAAGUCGUGUCUUGCCUCUCUCUUCAUCUCUCAUUCUCUCAUUCUCUCUCUCUCUCGCGCGCACGUCGAAAUGUCCGCGUACUCGUGAGAUCGUAUCCGCGCGCGCGGCCAUCGACGUCGAGGACGAGGACGACCUGGACGACCUGCCGUGAAGAGGAACCCGUGAAAGUGGCUGGCGGCGGCGGCGGCGGUGGCGGCGGCCAAUAAUGCGCAUACCGGACGCGGCGUGGAGACGACAGCGACGAUAGCUUUUAGAUCUCAAAGAUUGUGCUGUGAAUCAGGCCGUACCGUCCUGCAGGCAGCAUGAACAAUCCUUAUCGAGCUAGACCCAUCAGAGCACGGGUGGAUCAUACGGCUGCGUACGGAAUGCCCAAUCAAAACAUGUGGGUGCCCAUGUCGAGACCUCAAUCGGACGUUCUGCCGAACGAUACCACCCAGCAGUCUCUCGUGAACCAAUCAAAACCUGCCAGCGAUACGUGGAAGGAUCCUUGGGACUGGAAUCUGGAUCAACAAUCAGAUACCCAGCAGCAGCAAUCACCACCACAACCGCCACAUCAGCAGCAACAGCAUUACGUACCUUCGUAUCAGAAUCAAGGGCAGCUGAUAUCCUCUUCUGCGCAAAAUCAUUAUUACAAGAAUCUUAAUGGUAACACGUCCGAUGUACUUAACCAGAACUCCGUGUCGGACAGAAACACUCCCAGAACAGAGCCCGCUCGUCAGACCGGAUCGACUUACACGGAUUCUUUUCCGCCCUUUACGAACUACAAUCAAAAUCAGCAGUAUCCGUUGCCGCCUCGAUCGAGCAACGCGAAAUCCGGUUAUGAACACGCUCAAUGGUCGAGCGAGCAGUCGCAAAAUGCAGCUUAUCCCCAGCAGAGACUUCUGCAGCAUGGCCAGAAGGAUCAGCCACCAUUGCAUCCGCCACCGGCACAUCCCCCACCGAUGGCACCGCAUAAUAAUUAUAACUGGAACAAAGACGACGCGACGACACCGGCACACCCGCCACCGAUGGCACCGCAUAACAAUUAUAACUGGAACAAAGACGACGCGACGAACUUGCCGCUGCAAAGUAAUUGGCAGAAUCACAACGAUACGCUGAGUCAGUGGCAGGAUCAGAACGUGCCGCAGGAUUUGCAGCAGCCAAUAGUUGACAAUACGAGCAAUCAGGGCGUGCAACCAUCGCAAAUGUAUAACGCACCUGUCGAAGUCAACAAGGAACAUUCCAUGAACUGGCCUGCCAGUGGGCAGCAGGGUAAUACCGAACCGAGUACUAAGUCUAAUGUAUCGAACCAGUGGCACAAUCAAAAUCGCGAGUCCCAACACCAAUCCGCGCAUUUAGUACAAACAACGAAUAAUGUAGACGACACAUUUGCCGUUUGGCCGCCAUCGGGCAACAUUAGUGCCUCGCACGAUUGGAGACAUUCCAACGUGCAAAGCGAAUCUGUACAUCCUACGCAAUGGUUACAGCCGACGGGCGCGGAUAACAGUUCGUUCGCGGAAAACGUACCGCAGAACAAUAACGGCGCUAGGUUUGCUGCAAACGAGUGGCAACAGAUGCACAUGGCGCCGUUUAAUUAUGCUCCAGCGUCUACAAUUGCACCUACGACUAUUGAAAAUAUUGUACAUACGCCCAACAACAAUGAGCAGGAAAGCGAGAAACAAGCGGCAGUAGCUUCUAUCCCAAGUACCGUAUCGCCUCAUGACUCGAUCAGUUAUCCUAAAUCGAGCGACGUCAAGUCACUGAUUGGAGACCACCAUCAUCUGAACGUACUGACUGACGACGCACCGAAGAGCGAUCCUUCCAAAACCGUUCUUAUCGGCGAGAAGGAUGAUCGUACUUUCGCUCCUACAGCGGCAGAGGAAUUAACCAGCAAUUUUGGUCAACUCAAUGUCGGAAGCAAGUCGGGGAAACAUAUCGAUCCUUUAGGCGAAUCGUUAGAGGUGCAUUCGAGCCCCAUAGAAGGGAGAGCUCAACAUCCUGCUAAUUUUAACGUCGCGAGUAUCCGAGGGAAUUCCGUACCCGACAACAUGCCCGUGCUACCUCCGGAUUACGCGCCAAGCGGCAUCGAGAACUCGCAUGCCGUCGAUAGCCAGCCAGUGGUCGGUCAGGAUCUUCUAAUACCUAAUACAUAUCAAAGUGCCGCUAAGAUAACGGACGGUGUCUCGCAAAGCGGAUACGAUCAAUGGUACAAUCAAAACACGCUAGAGAACGCGUGGUACGCGAAGGAUCACACGCGCCCGCCUCCCAAGCAGUGGAACACCCCCGAACAGAACGUGGAGAACUACGAGAACAUCCAGCAAACGUCCGACUUCAUAAACGUCGAGGUCGUCGCGCCUGCGACGUUGAAGGAGCGCGAUAUCUACGGUUCGCGGGACUCCAUAAACAAGGAAACGUUGGACAACGAUCCCAAGCCGAGCGCGAAUCCUAAGGAAGCGACGAACAUCCGGGACUUCAGGGAAGAAGUGAACAACGUCGAGGUGCUGUCGAUGCAGCAACAACAGUCUCAACAAGUACGGCCUCAUCCCCCUCUGGCGGAACAGAUGCCGGACAAUUACGAGUUCGCUUCGAACGAUAGGAACACGUUUCUGGAGACCGGCGAGUUGACGGACUCGCAUCAGGAACACGAGCCGACGCCGCCGAGCCAGGACGACGAGAACGACGAAGUGCCUAACGAUAUUCCCUUCCUGCGCGAAGUACCGGGGCAAUCGAGCACCAUAGAUCCACGCAGGAACGAUCCUACGGGUCAGGAGCAUCACAUGCAGACCGGGCAACGUCUGUCCGAUCCCAGGAGAAACGAUCCGUCGGGUCAGGAGCAAAGUAUGCAAGUUAGGAACUUACCCGACAGAGCGGAGCGUCGCGACGUUCUUCCAGGCCAAGAGAGGAACGUGCCUCUGUUACUGCGAGGCGACUCGGACACGCUGGAGCGGCGAAACGAUCCCUCGGGCAGGGAACGUUCUCUCCCGCCGCAACAGUCGCGGAACGAUCCGUCGGGGGAGGAAAGGUAUCAGCUUCAGUCGCAGAUAAUGCUGGAGCCGAGCGAGACCCGCGAGGUCCUCGGUAGAGGCAACGAACCCGACGAAGUCGCGCAGCAAACGGACGCGGAGCUGAGGCAGAUACCAGGCGGUGCGUCCUCCAACGACGUCACGCAGUUAUCGGACGACAGAACAACGGGUGGUAGAGUCGUUACCGGCUCCCCUCCGGAGGCUCCACCUCCGACGAUGACGGCGAUGCAGGAUCAGGCGAGUGAAUCGCGAAGCAAGCGCGAGGAAGCGGUGGGCGCGUCCUUGGAGAGUGAGAGCCAGGGUAUCUCCGGCUCGUCGAAUCGCCGGGAUUCCUACGAGGACGAGGAGGACGAGGGAUCACGCAACAGCCGGGACGAGAGCAGAGAGAGACGACGAGAGACCAGUCCCGAUCGCCGACGAUACGAAUACGAUCGGAAGAACGCGUAUUACGAGCGUGAUCGCGAAUAUGAGGACGAUUACUAUUACGAGCGCCGACGCGUAGGCGACAAUGAUCGUCAGUACAACGCCCGCGACGACUUCGAGCGACGGGAUGUCCCGUAUCGGGACGACGAGCGUAAGCAUCAAAGUCGCGACGACCUGGAUCGACACGGUAGAGACGAUAUGGACAGGAGAGUCAGGGGAAAAGAGGAUGUGGAUGAAAGAGACGGCAGGAGGAGACCGGAUGAUCGCAGACGAGUCGACGAUCCACGUCGUCGGGACCCGAGAGACUACGAUGCGCGGUAUUCUAGAGAUCCUAGGGAUAGAGAGUACGUGGAUCGUGACAGAAGAAGGGACGACAGACGACCUCGAAGAUACGACGAUUACGAUAUUAGAGAUCAGUACAGAAGGGAGUACUACGACGAUCCUUAUGGAAGAAGUUCUAGGCCUUCAAGUAGAUCGUCUUACAAUGAUAGAGACCGUGAAUACUACAUGCGUACAAGGGAUCCUUAUUAUGCAUAUAAUGGAUACAGUGGAUAUGAUUAUGGUACUCAUUACGGUAGUAAUUAUUAUGCAUAUCUCGAAAACCUACGACGGACGAAUCCUGCCGCCUAUUCCGAGUGGUACCACAAAUAUUAUGCCAGUCAGCAUCAACAACAGCAUAUCGCCAGAGGGGUCGGCAAUUAUCCAGAGGAUAGAGCCAGCGUUCAUUCCGGCCGUAGCUCCUGCGACGAUAGGACCACUGGUGAUAAACGAACAUUGGGUGAUAUGUCGCUAUUGGAAGAUUCGAUAAUUACUUCUGCUCGAUUGACACCGACUAAAUAUUCCACGUCUCAUGCAUAUGCAUGCUUUUCUAUUGGGUCUUUGGUACACGUUCACCCGAGCUAUCCAGCUGACGGCGAGAGAGCGAAAGUGGACAUUUUUCGCGUAGAUCAUUUACUCGCACAUGAUCCUAUUGCACGCGAUUUACGAUUAUAUCCGGGACCUCUAAUAAACGGCGUAACGCAUAAGAAGACUAUCAUAGAAUAUUGUGAAAAUAAAAUUAAAAAAGCAGUGGUAAAUGAAGAAAUAAUCGAUCGCGCUUCAUACAUCUUACUAUACGAACUGAUGAUUAUGUUAAUUCAACAGAAUGGAAAUGUUGUCGGUGUCGAUAUUGCCGGGCUCUUGCUGCGUAACAAGGAUGCUUAUCCUUACGACGCGAAUAAAUUCAUCAGAUCUCAGGAUGUAGGACGUAGAGAAUCGCAAAUAUCGCAACGAUCUGGAGCGACAGGCAGCGACGGAAGUACCCAGGAUAUCUCGGUGCUAUCCGAGAAAUCUGAAACCAAGCUACGAAAAACUGUAGAGCAAAUAACAGACGAAUUCAGAGAUACAUUACUCUAUGGACGGGUUCAAGAAGCAUUAGAGUACGCGAUGAACGAAGGACUUUGGGGCCACGCUCUCUUCCUGGCUAGUAAACUGGAUAAACGUACACAUGCUUCUGUAAUGACUCGUUUUGCGAACAGUCUGCCACCGCACGAUCCGCUGCAGACCCUAUAUCAGCUGCAUUCUGGUCGUGUACCUGCUAUAGUUACGUGCGUUGCGGAUCCACGCUGGGACGAUUGGCGGCCUCAUCUAGCUAUGAUUAUUUCCAAUACCUCAGCGAAUCCAGAAGUUAAUCGCCGAUCAAUAACGACUCUCGGGGACACGUUAUUCGCUAGAGGCGACAUCCAUGCCGCGCAUUUUUGUUACAUACUCGCACAAAUUGAUUUCGGGGCUUACGGAACUAAUGGAGUUAAACUCGUGCUGAUCGGCGCUAAUCAUAAUAAGUCGUAUUCUGAAUUUUUCACCAUGGAAGCUGUCAUGUUAACGGAGAUUUACGAAUAUGCACGAAACCUCAGCGAUCCCUGUUUCACAUUAGUAGAUCUUCAAACAUUCAAGUUCGAUCUAACUGUGAAAAUGGUUGACUGUGGCUUGAUAGAAAAGGCUCUAUUGUAUAUUGAACAGAUUGCAACAAAUGUCGCGAACGACCCAUCGAAAUACAAGAAACCCUUCAUCGAAGCGGUUUAUGUAUUGGGCGACCGAAUCAAAUAUCACGAUCCGGUCUAUAAGGAUGCUAUUGAGGAUGCUGCAAAUGUAACGUGGCUUAAUAAAUUGGCAGAGAUAGUUGGCAAAUAUCAGGAGGAACAGACUGUCGAAAAUGAGACGUAUGGUUCCCGUACUAUGACAGAAAAUCAAGAAAUUCAUGAAAUGAAACAUCAGCAGCAGCAGCAGCAGCAGCAAUCGUUACCGUCGCUAUCAUCGCAACAACAAUGGAAUACUAUUCAAGCCGAUUACGGUGACGGGCCUACAUCAAUGAUGGAAGUAAAUACGAGCGAAAUGCAGUCAGAUUGGCAACCAUUGUCUCUGCCCACGAAUAUUCAAGAUACAUACGAUCCGAACGCGCAAUAUAUGAGGAACAUGGACGAAUCUGUUCAGUACCAGCAGUCGCAGCAACAGGAUUAUUGGGGCCAGCAACCGUAUUAUCAGAAUAAUUAUGGAAGAAAUGAAACUAUGCCUAAUUGGCAGCAACAGUCUGCAUCAGGCUUAACCACCGAUCAGGCUGAUGUAAAUAACACGCAGCAACAAGACAAAUGGAACUAUGAGGCGGAAAGGGAAGACAAAACGCCCACUCCUGAACCUGCGCAGCCAACAAUCUCCAUGACACCGUCGACGGGUAAGCAGUACGAUCCAUUGGAAGAAUUGGACGCGCUUGAGACACCACGAUCGAGUGCUAAAUCUACGGCGGACGCGAAGAAAACAUCGGAGAAAACGGCCGAGAAGAAACCCGGCAACAGCGGUGGCUCCUGGUUCGGUGGUUUGUUCAGUAAACUCGCGCCCAAGCCGAAAAAUCAAAUGAUAUUACCGGACGAUAGCGACCCAACGAUUGUAUGGGACCCGGUCGCCAAGAAGUGGAUGAACAAGGAUGAGGACGGCGACAGCGGUGCCGGGACGCUGGCCCCACCGCCGAAAACGUCCGACGUAAGUUUCCGUGCGCCGUCGAUGGAACGCGGCCCGCAGCCGCCUCUACCUCUACCGAAUGCACACAACGAGGAUGCACCAGCGAUGGAUAUCUCGAAAUUGCCUACUGGUAGCAAUAUGUUUAAACUGCCAAAGGGUAGGAGUAUGCGUGCCAACUACGUAGACAUAAUGAAUCCCGGCGGAAAACCCAAAGGUAGCGCGGCAUCGUCUAACGUGGCCACCCCCAUAACGUCUCCGCUCGUACCUAUGGCUACCUCAUCUCCGCAGAUGUUCGUUCCCGCGCCAAUUAAUGAUCCAACCGCUCCUGUGGAUUUCUUGAGUCCGGCAGCAACUCCGCCGUCUGGAAACGUCGCGGAGAACACCCCACUCUCUCGCUGGAGCUCGACCAGCUCGUUAUCACGAGAGGUGCAGAGCUACACAAUGAGGGAUCCGCGGCUCCUUCAACGAAACAAGGGACCAAUGAUGUUCAACCCGAAUGACAUGAAGGAUCGAUCGGUGAAGAACAUGCCACCUAGCAGAUAUCAUCCACGAUAAUUUUUUUGCGACCGCUUAUGGAAAUAAUUUGUUAUUUAAAUUAGAAGGUUUCUCUUAUAACAUUGCAAUUGUAUUUAAUGUGAAUAUCUAUUUCUGUAUUAGAGAACGUGACAACAAUAGUACAUUUUUUUUAGUGAUCGCGCACGGUGCACACAGGUCUCUUGCGUAUACCGAAGCACCGCAAGAAAUACAGAAGAUAUGCAUCUUUUUAGGCGUCUUCAUAUAUUUGCUUUGCAUUGUAGAUAAAUUUUUACAUUUUGGAAUUCUGUUCGAGUUUGUUUCUCUGUUGUAUUUAUUGUGUCGAAUUAGAUAUUACGUUAAAAUGUAUUCAGAGAUUCCUACGCGAUAGAGGAGACAAUUUCAGCGGUGCAAUGGUGGCGUAGAUAAUUGAACCCAAACACGUUUAAUGAUUUGUAAACUAGAAGCUUCCAUUGCACACUUUUCGGUCAAAAGAAUGUGCUCCUUUCCGAUCAAGUUUUGCGGAAUGUUAAUUCGUAUGCAGUGUGACGAAUUUAUUUGGAAGUUACGCACCGAUUUCCAUUUCUUAUAAGCGCGUAUUUCCAUCGGAUGAUUACCUACGCAUUUGCCAAUCGUUAUCCACCGUUAAUCAUCGUUAUGGAAAUGCGCGAGUGCAUUCCCUAUUUACUAAUGUCCAUCUAGAUUGUAAGUAAAUCGGUACCGGAUUUCGAUGUCACGCGAAGAUUCAAAGUUCUGCGAGCGAGUUUGAAUUAUGUGAGUGAGGCGAGUUGGGUUGAUAUUUUUACUUGCAACCUAUAAUCGGAGAUCUAUAUCUAAGUUAGAAUUAAAUAUAAUCCCUCGCUCUUUGAAGAGCGUCUUGUAAAUGUGUGGACGAUAGAGGGAAGAUCGUAGCGCUGAGAUUAUAUAGCUUAGCUAUAUAUCGCAGAAUUUGUUAAAACACGGCCUCGGUAUGUGCUGUAAUUCUAAGUCUGAUUUUAUAUGUACGGGGAAGAAAGGGGUAUGUGCCGAUAAAUACGCGAUGUUAGGAAUAUGAGAAUUUUAUCGAGGGUAAAUGGGAGGGGAGGGGGAACGAAAUAGCGCGUUAAGUGUACGAUAGGAAUAUUGUUGUUAGACGUCGGGCAUAUAUAUUACGAGAUAAUAUUGAUACACCAAUAAUACGCAACUGCCAUCAACGUGCGGAUAAAUGCGAAUUGAGGAGUUUGUAAUUGCGUUUCCACUUGGUUCAAUCGCGUUAGAUUUGUAAGAUACAAGAUCCGGUUGGUGUCUCCGCGAGAAAUUUGAAUUAAUUGGAAGAAUCCUAGCAAAGAAUAAGCGAGAUGGUUUUAGUGGCUUCUCCCUGUACGCUGGGAUGCCUCUAUCGGAAAAUAAAUGUCCUAGGAGAUAUAUAUUUUUCGGUAAAGAGCGAGUACAUCGCGAGUAAAAGCUCUUUACUUGGCUCAAUUUAUCGUCGCCCUGCGCUUCGUCUUCUAUGAAUACUGUUGAUCGUUCAAUUUUAGAAUCUUUCGUUGAAGAUAUUAUCGGCUAUAAUGGCUCAUCUCGAUUUAUCUCGUUGGUAAACGUCCCGUAAUAUUGUCAAGAUUGAGGAAUUCUCGAUAGAUUUCUUUUGGAUUAGCAGCAGAUCUUUCUGGCGCAUAAAUAUCCGUUUUGCCAUUGACCACAACUAGAAGGGACUGGUUCUAGGGAUAGACUUUUGUAAAUUGUGACACUCGUAAUACAUUUUAUAUCUGUGA
Molecule: messenger RNA, 8701 nt
Organism: Temnothorax curvispinosus
Lineage: Eukaryota; Metazoa; Arthropoda; Insecta; Hymenoptera; Formicidae
Gene: Sec16
Exons: 18
Coding region: 324-6992 (2222 amino acids)
Biological process (GO): COPII vesicle coat assembly; Golgi organization; autophagy
Cellular component (GO): endoplasmic reticulum exit site; ER to Golgi transport vesicle membrane
Source: RefSeq, a predicted model, not a curated record